This is a messenger RNA of Ornithorhynchus anatinus (platypus), 3025 nucleotides long. RefSeq names its product RAD23 homolog A, nucleotide excision repair protein (gene RAD23A). Bases 125 to 1252 code for a protein of 375 amino acids. The transcript has 9 exons. The record is from RefSeq and is a predicted model, not a curated record. Gene Ontology annotation, cellular component: cytosol; nucleoplasm. Gene Ontology annotation, biological process: proteasome-mediated ubiquitin-dependent protein catabolic process; nucleotide-excision repair. Lineage: Eukaryota; Metazoa; Chordata; Mammalia; Monotremata; Ornithorhynchidae. Gene Ontology annotation, molecular function: ubiquitin binding; polyubiquitin modification-dependent protein binding; proteasome binding.
UGCAUGUUGUCUGUCUGUGCUCGGGGGCUGCCGCCGCGUCUGGGAAAACGAGCGCCGCCCGGGUAUUUCCCGUCGUGAGACUUGCCCCGGCUUCUCCCUUCGCGUGACCCGCCCGGACCUCGUCAUGGCCGUUACCAUCACCCUCAAGACCCUGCAACAGCAGACAUUCAAGAUCCGGAUGGAGCCGGAGGAAACGGUGAAGGUGCUGAAGGAGAAGAUUGAGGCGGAGAAAGGCCAGGACGCAUUCCCUGUGGCUGGUCAGAAGCUUAUCUAUGCCGGCAAGAUUCUCAAUGACGACACCCCCAUCCGGGACUACAAGAUCGACGAGAAGAACUUCGUGGUGGUCAUGGUGACCAAGACUAAAUCGGGGCUAGGCACCUCGGUACCCCCAGAGACCGCGCCUGCCUCAGAGCCUUCGGUGUCCGCCCCGGCGGCCUCCAUCGUGGCCAUGCCCUUGACCCCAUCGAGUCCCAAAGAAGAAAGGCCGACGGCAGAUAAUCCGACCAGCCUGCCACCUCCCGAAACUGUGACUGGCUCUGUUCCCUCUUCAGGUAGCAUCGGGCGGGAGGAUGACGCGGCCUCCACAUUAGUGACUGGCUCGGAGUACGAGACGAUGCUCACCGAGAUCAUGUCGAUGGGCUACGAGCAAGAGCAGGUGGUGGCCGCGCUGCGGGCCAGUUUCAAUAACCCCCACCGGGCCGUGGAGUAUCUGCUGAUGGGCAUUCCUGGCAGCCCGGAGCCAGAGGGUGGUCCCAUUCAGGAGAGCCAGUCCAAUGAGCAAGCUGCUGUGGAAGGAGCCGCCUCGCCCUUAGCACAGCACUCAUUGGAGCCAUCCCCCGUAGGGGAGAACCCACUGGAGUUUCUGCGAGACCAGCCGCAGUUCCAGAAUAUGCGACAAGUGAUCCAGCAGAACCCAGCCCUGCUGCCCGCCCUGCUUCAGCAGCUGGGCCAAGAGAACCCCCAUCUCUUGCAGCAAAUAAGCCUUCACCAGGAACAAUUCAUCCAGAUGCUGAACGAGCCAUCAGGGGAGCUGGGCGAUAUGUCUGACAUAGAGGGGGAGAUUGGAGCCAUUGGUGACGAGCCCACCCAGAUGAGCUACAUCCAGGUCACUCCACAGGAAAAAGAAGCCAUAGAGAGGUUGAAGGCCCUGGGAUUUCCCGAGAGCCUGGUGAUCCAGGCUUACUUUGCUUGCGAGAAGAAUGAAAACUUGGCUGCAAACUUCCUCUUGAGUCAGAACUUUGAUGAUGAGUAAUUAAAGGAAAGGAACCCACCAACUCACCACCAACAAAAGUUUUAUAUAAGAAAAUAUAUAUAUUCAUGUUUAUUUAAGAAGUGGAAAAAAGAGAAAACUUGUAAAAAAAAAAAAAAAAGACAAAAAAACAACAAAAAAACCCAACAAACCAAAAACUCACCCCUGGUUUUUCUCCCCACCUCCUGGUUUUUCUCCCCCCCUCCCUUCCACCUGAGCCUAGGGCAGCUGGAGGGGAAAAUGCAAUUGAAACCCCCUCCUGGGGGUGAAGUGGAGAGGAGUGUGAGUGUGUGUGUGUGUGUGUGUGUGUGUGUGUGAGUGUGUGUGUCUCCAUACGCGCACACAUGCACACGCACAAGACUGGAGGAGGCAGAUGGAUUCUUGUUGGCCUCUGGCCCAGCUCAUUGCUGCCAGAUGGAGCUGUGUGCUGUCCCAGCCCCAGGCACAGAGCAGAUUUUUCCUCUCUGUGGGAUCCGCUGCCUCUCUUCUUAGUGGGUGAGGGGUGGCUUCCCGGUUUGGGGCAAGGAGUGUGAGCCCCAGUGGCCCUCUCCUUAGCCCCUUCCCUUCCUCAGAGCUGCUGUAAUUUGGAAGCCAGCCUCAAUUUAUUUUUACUCGGAAUGAAAUGUUCCCAAUACCAUCAUGGAGUUGGAGGAAUGUUAGAGCCAGGAGAUCCAGCAUCUCCCCACUUCCUCCUCCUCCUCCUCCUCUUCCUCCUCCUGCAUGCCCCAGUGCCAGCAAGCAGCCCUUGUUAUCAUCUGCCCAUUUCUCCCUUUCACCCCCGCCAAAAAACAGCAAAAAAAUAAAAAACAAAAAAAAACCCCACAAAGAACAAAAAACAAACCAACAAAAAUCACCUGGGUGCUCUAGGAGUCGUUAUGGCUCUGGGUUCAAAAGAGUAAAAAUACACAGAGCCCCUGAGACAGUCAUAGAGUGAGUGGAGGACGGGAAAAGUUUUACUUCUUGUAUACACCGAAGCGCUUAAUACAGUGCUUCCCACUUAGUAGGUGCUCAAUAUGUAAGCCCAGGUUGAGGAGAAGGGGUGGGGCGGAGUUGAGGCAGGGAACAGGCUCAAAUCAGAGAGCAGUCAGUAAUGACAUCUUGCCCGAUUUAGGCUCCUGUUUCCCAGCCUAAACGGGCAGGAGGUCCGUGAAGAAAGUUUUCAAUUAGACCCUUGGCCUUUGCCUGCUGUCUCUCCAUGGGCAAGGCUCCUCACUCCUAAAACAGGUCCGAUACCUGCCCUCCCUACCUCGUGAGACGUGAGUUCCAAACAGGACAGGGACUUCGAUACCGUUUUGUUGUACCCAUCCCAGCACUUAAGAUGUAGUUAUGGCAUUUUAUUGAGUGCUAGGUGGAGAAAGCAGCUGACCUUUCUGCCCCCUGCCACUGGGUCCAAUCCCAACACAGUAUUAACGUUUCUUCCUUGCUUGGAGUUGGCCUUUUCUUGGUUUGGCCCUAGUGGUGCAAGCCUUGCAGCACUCUUCUCCCUCUUCCCUCCCUUCCCCCUCCCCUCCGUAAUCUCUAUUUCUGCCUUUCCUCUGGGCACCGGCCCCAAAUCUGCAAUGCUUUGUGGGGGGGGGUGGGGGGAGACAAUCUAUUUCACCAGACAUUACAGUGAAAUCUGGGGGAACAAAAAACAAACCCCAUGGAACUCAAACCCCAGAGUGCGAACAUAAUGUAGAAGCUGUUCACAGCCCCAGAGCACUAGUUCCCAUCCAUCUCUGAGCAGAAACAUAUCUUGUUGAUAAAGGUUUUGAAGUGAAUAAAGUUUUAAAAUGA